GCCGAGUGAGACCGAGACCGAGUCCGACGUCGUUCGACCGCUCGUCGACGUGUCGACGAAUGUCCGCGAGUAGGGUCUAACGCCACGCUCGUGUUCGAGGAGGACAUCGUCGGGGUCGGGGCCACGGGGCGGCGGUGAUAACCGUGAUAAUGGGACUCUGAAAGGCCAUAAUCGCGCGAAUCUUGAGAUUGGAUCGGCACAGAAAAGUUGUCCUAUAUACGAUAGACUCAAAUAAUUCAAAUAAUAAUUAUGAAAUUCCAGGGAACUGUCUAGAAUGAACAACGAAUAUUCCUGCUGAAGGUUGACGAGUCAUUGUGAGCAAUGAUACAGAUAAAAGUUGUCGCAUCUAGGGGUGACAUUUUGUAGCUGUUAAACAUUUAUAUGUUCUUUUGUAUCAAAUUCAGCGAUUAUUUAUUUGCAUUUUGGCAUUGAGAAAUGCCAGCACCAUCUCUGACUCUCUCAAGCUUGCCAGAAACACCUAUGUGUGAAAAAACAGAAGUCAAUGAUAGCGAUUCUCUGCCCCCUUGGGCCAAAAUUACUCUCACAUCUGCAGAAGCUGAAAUCGAAAAGCUGAUCUCGCGAAAUGAGUUGAAAGACGCAGAGGUAACUUACUUCUGUCAAGUAGAACCAAUUCUUCAAGAUGGACCACAGUGUGGUUUAGUGGCGCUUUCAAUGGCAUCGCAGGAAUACACAAAACCAGUUUCUGUGAAUCAACUACUUGCUGAAGCUCGUGUUCGAGGCUUCACACAACAUGGAGAAGUGUAUAGCGUCGAUUUUAUGGGAACGUUGGCUGCGGAAUAUUUGCCCGAUCAUAAACCAGACAUUUUAGUGGAUUUACAACAAUGCCCGGACACGUUAACUCAUGCUUUAGCACAUGGAGCGAUGGUGCUGAUACCAUAUGAUUCCGACUUCAAUCAUGCUCCGUGUUUAAAAAAAGGUCAUAAAGCGCAUUGGGCAUUGCUUGUGGGUCUAAUCUCUUCUAGACAAGGAUAUCACGUUUUGGCACGUCACGGUAAAUCGCGUCAUCUGGCUUGUUGGCCAUUACGCGAUUUGAUUGAAAGUAAUGGCAACUUGGAGGAAGAGGGUACAGCGAGACACGCAGGAGGAUAUGUUAUACCAAAGGGUGGAGUCGGCGGUCAAAAGGGUUUACGCGGUAGAGCAUUGGCAUUACAUCCGUACAUAUAGAGUUAUAUCAAAGAGAAUUGUAGGUAAUUGAUUUUCACGCUAGAAAGAAAAAAAUUUGUCGGUACUGUGUAUCCACAUGUGCUAAAUAUUCGAAACAUAACUUUUCGAUCAAUACACACUCACAUAUACAGCUUUCAUAAGAAUCGAUUGAUAAUUAUGUAUAACAUGCGAUGCUUUAAUUAAUACACAUAUUUGAAUUCGCGCGAAAUAUUUUACAUAAUGUUAGUCAUGAUGUUUACCAAAAAGCGUUCGGCGUCGGAGAUGUAACUUUAAGUGGCAUUAUUUUCGUUUUACUGGAAUUAUAUGAUGUAAAUAAGAAUUCCGGCAGGCCGAAAUAUGUGCACGCAAAAUAUAAAUACAGAAAUAAUUGUCUCUUGAUAGUAUUAUGUCUUAUUAGAUCGAAAUGCAAAAGUGUUGCAUGCAUAUAGUAAGGCAAAGGAGACACAUAAAAAUAUUUACAAAAGUAUAUAUAUAUAUAUAUAUAUAUAUAUAUAUAUAUAUAUGCAUAUAUGUGUGUGCAUGCGUGCGUGUACGUAUGUGUGUAUGUUGUAACAAGUUGUUAUUGAAAGUGAUAGUCCAGAAAAGAAAAUCUAAAUAUAUUUCUUUAAACAGAAUAUGUGUAGGUUUUCGGCAACAAUUGUGGUUUCCGUCUUACGUUAAUGCAAUAAAUAAAAAAUAAAUCUAUAUCAGUUUUUUGCUAAACUGCAUCUUAGGUAUAAUAAAUAAAUAGCAUGCUGUAUCAGCUUUAAUAUACAAGUUUUAAGACAUUUAAUAUAUGCAGCAUGUUUAAGUUAUUUAAGUUAUAUAUCUCUAAUAGAGAUAUAAUAAGACCUCUUUAGAAAAAGAAAUUUAUAUAUACAUGUAUAGAUUAAUAGUAAAGUACAGUAUUACAGAGUUUUCCAUUAUAUUAAAGAAAGCGUAUAUUGUUUGACGGAAUUUGUUUGUUUUUUUUUUUUUAAUUGCAAGCUAAUGUUUUAAUAUUUAUUUAUAGCUAUAUAAACUCGAUUUUUUAAAAAUAUACAUACAUAAACGCGCGCGCGCGCGCACACACACACACACACGCACACACACGCGCGCGCGCGCGCGCGCGUGCACACGUACACAUAUACACACACGUAUACAUACAAAAUAAAAGACUUAAAAAAAUACUCAAUGACUGGCUGGUCUUUUCAGUCAUAUAAAAAUAUUCCAUACAUUUUAUAUAAAAUCUGUCAAUAUGAUACUCGUAAUAAUAAAACAAAGAGAUGCUAUAAAUUUGUAGACUUGGUAUAGCUUCGAAUUAAUCAAAAGAAGCCUUUAAAAUAAAUUUUACCUAAGUGCCGUGAAAAGACCGAUGUCCAUUUAUAAUAAGAAAUAUGCACUCUGUAUCAAUAUACAUUGCCCAAUUUUCAAGCUUCUCUUAUUUAUCAUUACAUCUUAAUCAAAAUACUCUAUAAAUAUUUAUUCACGUAGACUUUUUCUGAAUUUCAUACGCAUCCAGACAAUACAAUGAUUAAAAAUUAUUUAAAAACUAGAAGGAUGUUUCUCAAACUUUAUGUGAUAUCUCUUACAUGUUUGUUAUCUGGAGUAUUAAAGUAAAUAUUAAAGUAAAUAUUUUUUGCGAGAAUUAUCAAUAUAAGCGCGAUGUGUAAAAAUAUAAGUGAACAAUGUCUUCCGUUACCAUCACGAUACAGUCUUUACAUAUAUCUUCCACAAAAUAGAUAAAAAACAGUACAUAUAUAACAACUAUACAUUACAUGCUUUAAAUAUAGCAUAACAUAUUGAAGAUUACAUUGAUUUCUAUGUAAAAUUGUUUAAAUAAUUAUAAAAAUAUACAAUUUUUUGUUGUUAGUAAUUUAAAAAAUGAUUAUUAUAGUUAUAUGAUAUGUUAUAGAGUGCAAUAUUUAUAAUUACAACAUUAGUUAUGUUAUAUAUGCUUGUAUUCAUGUUAUUUAUUAAUAGUUUUUAAUUUUAAUUUGAAAAAGAAAAUAAAACAUUUGAUAUAAUUUAUAUUAACCAAAGUGACUGUAUCGGAUGUAAUUGGUGCUAUGCUCGAAUAGGUGAAAACGAUUACUACACUUUUCUGGAAAAUGUUCUAUGAGAAAAUUUGAUUUCUAAGUUAUGAAAUUAAUGUGCAACGAGUAAACGUAAGAAUUUCUGCUUAUAGAGUACAUCAAUAAUAAUCCAUGUAUAUAUCAUAUGACACAAAAUAUACUAAAAAUGUUAUGUUUCACGAUUGGAAA
Solenopsis invicta (red fire ant) is the source of this 3407-nucleotide messenger RNA. Its product is annotated as UPF0692 protein CG33108. The coding region runs from base 436 to 1185 and encodes 249 amino acids. The transcript is spliced from 5 exons. NCBI's taxonomy places the organism in Eukaryota, Metazoa, Arthropoda, Insecta, Hymenoptera, Formicidae. The record is from RefSeq and is a predicted model, not a curated record.